This is a messenger RNA of Meloidogyne enterolobii, 1008 nucleotides long. The record is from the annotation of a GenBank genome assembly. Lineage: Eukaryota; Metazoa; Nematoda; Chromadorea; Rhabditida; Meloidogynidae.
UAUUUUUUAAUUGGCACAUUUUCAGCAAUGUCUCAUCAUACAACCAUACCACAAAUAACGGUUCACCAGAGAACGGCUCCACCAUAUAUGCAUCAACAAACAAAGAUUUCUCAAAGUAGACAACAGACUUCGGUCCACCAAACAACAUCCCCUCCGUAUAUAUACCAUACAUUUCCUCAAAUUAGAUCGCAAACAUCAAUUCCACAGAUUAGACCACAAGCAACAUUUCAUCAAACAACGGUUCAGAAUAGACCACAAACAUCGUUUCAACAGACUGUUACUCAUGCUAGGCCACAAACGACGAUUCCUCAGAUUCGAUUACAGACUACUACCCAUCUGACUACGGUUCCUCCAUCUUUACAACAUACGAUUCCUAUAAUUCCACAUGUACAUCAGACUAGACCACUGGCUUCUGUCCACCAGACACCGAUUCCUCAAAUCAGAUCGCAAAUACCUUACCACCAGACAACAGUUCCUCCAUCCACACACCAUACGGUUCCUACAAUUGGAUCAAAAACAGCAAAUCCUCAGAUUAGACUAACUUAUUUAAAAAACGAUAUACUUAAUAUAAACAAUAUUGUUAACUAUAUGUCAGAAGCAAUAAAUGCGUUCAUUACCAAUUCAUCUGAAUUUCAUCGCCUGAUUACUAUGCAUAAAUUGAAUGAAUACCAUAAAAAAUUUUACGAGCAAUAUAAAAAGCUGGACCAUUUAAAAGAUUUAAAGGUUCUUAACAAGCCAGAGAAAGAAUUGUUAUCACUCUUGGAACAGCAAAUAUCAAAUCUAGUCAAGGGAAUAAAUCAUUUAAAUAUUUUAAUGAAAUUAUUUGAAAGAGAUAACAAUACGUUGGAAGAUAUACAAUUUUUGUUUGGAAAGAUUUUAACUGAAUAUAGAACAAUUAAAGAUAAAAUAAUAAAUUUGAUAAACCGAAAUAAUGAACAAAUGAUACAAAAAAUGAGUCAAAGUAGCUCAUCAAUUUUAGGUUUGAAUCUAUGGUAUAUAAGGGCCUAA